AUGGCGACUUCAAUAACACGCGGGUUGCUGAAAGAUAAUGCAGCAUUUGUGCACAAAAUCACACAAACGAACAUCAGAACAAGUAUACAGAGGGAAUGCUGCAUUUCGAAACGGACGAUUUAUUAUUUAAGCUCAUUUCCUUCGCGAAGUAAAAACUCUUGUGAUAUUCGUAUGAACAGCACAAUUCUAAAACCACGAGACUGUAUCAAUAGCGCCGUAACAGUCAGCCUUAUAAAACUAUCUGGAUGUAUACAGUUUAAGAGCACGUUUGCUAAAGCAACGAGCAUACGCUUCUCUUCACCUAGUAGUGGAAAUAUUAGUUCUGAGCAAAAAUUAAAAUUUGAUCACAGCAGCUCUGAAGGGAUAUUGUCGCCGCCGCCUAAGACAGCACCAGAAACAUUUGACAACUAUCAAAUAGCAUACGGGAGAAAAUCUUCGUUUGAGCUUCUUCGUGUGUUUGGUUUUUUCUUCUUGUGCAGAUUUUCGUUUUUCACGGACAACGCAGUUAAGAUCAUGGGGAUAUGUUACAGAAUUCUCGGACAGAAGAUGGCGGAGGCUGUUAUCAAAAAGGCAGUUUACGAUCAGUUUGUGGCUGGCGAGGCUACUGAUGACGUCAAAAGAGUGACACAUCAGCUACGCCAAGGAGGCGUGGCUUCAAUUCUCUGUGUUCCCAUAGAAACAGAUGACCGGCUCAGCACUGGGAAAUCCAAGGAUACAUUUUUGAAUGCGAAUCUGGAGAAAGUGCUGGCUAGUAUUCAACUGUGUACAGAGCUGGGGGAAUCCUUGGCCGUGACUCAGUUCCGGAUUUCUGCUCUCGUAGCCGGCGAUUUGAUGAAAAUUAUCAGUGAUUUUUGUGACCAAACAACGCAUAAUGUGGAGGUUAUUACUGGCAUGUUGGACGCUAUGAGAGGGUGUGACAUGAACUUCUCUAAGUUGCCAGGCUGGGCGGAUUUUCCACAAGAGAGAACAGAAGAACUAAAGAAAGGACUUCAACGGCUCGGCAAGAUCCAAAAAGCACUGGAGGAUCGAGAUGUCAUUGUGUUGAUAGACGCAGAGUACAUGAGAAUCAAUCCAGCCCUCCGUUUGUUGUCUCUGUGCCUGAUGAAGGUCUGUAAUACCGGAUACGCCAAGAUCUUCUACACCUACCAGGCUUACCUCAAGGCAACUCGAACAAACUUACAGCAAGAUUUGACGUUUGCUACGAACAACGGCUUUAGCUUCGGGGUAAAGCUAGUUCGUGGCGCUUACAUGGUCGCUGAAAGACAGCUGGCCCGAGAGAUGGGGUAUCCCGACCCAGUCAAUGAGACAUUUGAGCUCACCUCGGCUAGCUACCACAGCUGCCUUGAUCUUCUGCUACAGCAUGUUGCAACCAAAGGUCCUCCUAGCAGGGUUCGGUUUAUGGUCGCCUCACACAAUGAAGAUACCAUCAGAUACGCCAUGGACAGAAUGAACGACCUGUGUAUCCCAAAAGAUGACCCAGAUGUGUUGUUUGGACAGUUGUACGGAAUGGCAGACCACGUGUCUUUUACAUUAGGUAACCAGGGUUACCGAGUAUACAAGUCUGUACCCUACGGCCCAGUUCAGGAGACUCUACCCUACCUUGCCAGGAGGGCCCAGGAAAAUAAAGCUAUUCUGGUCAAUGCCAGGAGAGAGCGGCAGCUUGUCGCCAAAGCACUACUAGACAGGCUAAGACUGACAGCUUAA
This is a messenger RNA of Candidula unifasciata, 1704 nucleotides long. Lineage: Eukaryota; Metazoa; Mollusca; Gastropoda; Stylommatophora; Geomitridae. The record is from the annotation of a GenBank genome assembly.